Messenger RNA from Sapajus apella (tufted capuchin), 1576 nucleotides. RefSeq names its product 3-hydroxyacyl-CoA dehydratase 4 (gene HACD4). Gene Ontology annotation, cellular component: endoplasmic reticulum membrane. The record is from RefSeq and is a predicted model, not a curated record. NCBI's taxonomy places the organism in Eukaryota, Metazoa, Chordata, Mammalia, Primates, Cebidae. The transcript has 7 exons. Gene Ontology annotation, molecular function: 3-hydroxyacyl-CoA dehydratase activity. Gene Ontology annotation, biological process: fatty acid elongation; sphingolipid biosynthetic process; very long-chain fatty acid biosynthetic process. Bases 91 to 795 code for a protein of 234 amino acids.
CUUCCGCGCCCGGCCGCGGGGCCGCCCCUGCCUCCUCCCGGGCGGGUGCUCCUUCCCGGACGGCUCUGGAAGCCCUGGCGGCGGCGGCCCAUGGGGCCCUUGGCGCUGCCCGCCUGGCUGCAGCCCAGGUAUAGGAAGAAUGCCUAUCUUUUCAUCUAUUACUUAAUCCAGUUCUGUGGCCACUCUUGGAUAUUUACAAAUAUGACAGUCAGAUUUUUUUCAUUUGGAAAAGAUUCAAUGGUUGACACUUUUUAUGCUAUUGGAUUUGUGAUGCGACUUUGCCAAUCCAUUUCUCUCCUGGAAUUGCUGCACAUAUAUGUUGGCAUUGAGUAUAACCAUCUUCUCCCAAGGUUUUUGCAGCUCACAGAGAGAAUAAUCAUCCUUUUUGUGGUGAUCACCAGUCAAGAGGAAGUCCAAGGGAAAUACGUGGUGUGUGUUUUAUUCAUCUUUUGGAAUCUAUUGGAUAUGGUUAGGUACACUUACAGCAUGUUAUCAGUCAUAGGAAUAUCCUAUGCUGUCUUGACAUGGCUGAGUCAAACACUAUGGAUGCCAAUUUAUCCUUUAUGUGUUCUCGCCGAAGCAUUUGCCAUCUAUCAAUCGCUGCCCUAUUUUGAAUCAUUUGGUACUUAUUCCACCGAGCUGCCCUUUGACUUAUCCAUCUAUUUCCCAUAUGUGCUGAAAAUAUAUCUCAUGAUGCUCUUUAUAGGAACCAGUGAGGCAGAAGUAUUGCCCCCAGGACAAUGUCGGAGGAGGACGACCCCUAUAUCACCAGGCAGAAGCUGUCAGGCCUGUUGAAAAACCACUGCAAUGACUGCCCCUUCUGAAACUGAGGAGGUACACCUGAUGUUCUCUGAAUCACCUUUCAAGGUCAGUCUUUCCUUGUCUUGAAGAAUAGUGUACAUUCACAGCUGAAUAGCUCUAUGCUCCCAAAUCCAACAGCCUUCCUUCAUUUUGUCCCAUCACCAUUUUAAUAAAACUGGCAGUGUUCCUGCUGGGAUGGCUGAUUAGGUCUGUGGUUCGCACCCACAGAAGUCUAAGUGGAUGAUUCGUCUGCUACACCGUUAGUGUUCUCUUCCAAACAAGUUUUAUCUUUUUGUAAUGCAGACAGACUGAUAAUUUCCCAAACCUUUAAGUUCUGGUUCCAUUUUGGUUAACAAGUGUGUCAUGUUUUAAUUUUUACUUUAAGCAGUCCAAGGCACUCUUUCAACACUGUUUGGAGAUCUCUUCAGUUCAAUAUCGAAUUUCAUGGCUCAACAUUGUAACUUCCACAAAACACUAGAACAUGAACACAAUCAUCCAAGUUCUUUGGCACAUUAUAACAAAGAUCACCUUUCUUUCAAUUUCCCAUAAGAGGUUCCUUAUUUUCAUUUGAGACGUCAUCAGCAUGGCCUUUAUUGUCUAUGUCUACCAACAUUCUAUUUUGUGGUGAUUUAUGUAUUCUCUAAGAAGAUGGAGGCUUUCUUUCCCACCCUAUUUUCUUUGAGCCCUCAUUAAAAUCAACUCUGUCAAUCCCUUCAUGGCAAUAUUGGCUUUUUCUAGCAUGUACCUCAAAACUCUUCCAGCUUCUAUCUGUUAC